Molecule: messenger RNA, 2779 nt
Organism: Drosophila hydei
Lineage: Eukaryota; Metazoa; Arthropoda; Insecta; Diptera; Drosophilidae
Gene: dmt
Product: protein dalmatian
Exons: 5
Coding region: 127-2616 (829 amino acids)
Source: RefSeq, a predicted model, not a curated record
UGCAGCCCUGUGGCAGCUGCAGCCCUGUGUAGUAAAAUGCUUACAAAAGUGGCGGUAAUAUAUUUUGCGCUGAGUGAAUAUGUAAAAUUAUUUUAAUUCAAUAAAUUAAAACUGCUCUCAUUAAAAAUGGUUAAAUCAAUUAAAAUAAAACUACGCAGAGUGUGUGCUGCAAAUAUAAGAAACAUUUCAACAAAUACCCGGAGCAUUUCAACAAAGUUAAACAACAAAGUUAUCUUGGAAACAACAAACACAUCUAAUUAUAAAGUUGUAAAAUUUGCUAAAUCAAUUCCUGUACGCAAUUGCAUUGUGCGACUUAAACGAUUUAAACAUCAAACGAAGGAUGUCCCGAAGUACGAUAUAAGUAAGACGCUAGCAACUGCGCAAUUAAAAGACGCGAUCAGGGAACACCGGGAUGAUGCGCAAGAAAGCAGUUGUGAACUGCACUCAGGUGGUUUCCAGAAUAUCGGAAAUAAUGAAGAAAAUGUUGAUAUAUCAAAUGUCCAAAUAUCACCUGCGAAAAAGCAAAAUCUAGACAGGCAACAAGCGACGACUUCCAGCCACUUUCUUUCCGCAUGUCACUCAGAUUUCACAAUGAAACCUUGUCGCGUACGCGUGCUUCGCUGUUCGAUUAUCCGGGAUAUUGCCGAGAAGCAGUCCGAGAUCGAGGACACACCUCCUGCCCAACUCACCGAUCUUCAUAAGAACCAUUUGGUCGACAAGUCCGCAAGGAAUUCCAUUGAACACGAAGAACGUGUCGCCAUAACACCAUGUGGAGAGAGGAUCUUGGAUACCUCGAAUAUCCAGGAAACAUGCAAGGAUAAACAGGAGAACUGUGUUAUUCCACAGAGUGUAAAGCGCUUUUUUCAUCGCGAUCAGCCUCCAGCUAGAACACGUUCCUCUAUUACGCGCCAUGUUUAUGAGUUUCUCUCCCAAUCUGAAAUCAAAGACAAUGAAAAGCCCGACCCGGCGGCGGAUAUAAUAAAAAAUAUGAUCGCAACUGGUCGAGCAUGUGCGAUGAUUCGUUCAAAGACGGGCAAAACAAGAGCACGUGCUGUCCGUAAAAAAGUGCGUCCAAUAGGCAAACGAAAACAGUGCUCCACGAGGAACACGGUUGAAAAGCAGCCAAUCAUUGUCCAGGAGGCGGAACAACGACACCUCUCACCCAUCUGCGAGCAGCAAACUGAUUUAAGUAAAGAUAAUGAUGACAAUGCGUCGGUACACGUAGAGGUGCCCGUCCAAAUGCCACAAAUAGCUGCAAUGGCUAAUAAAACAAUAGCAGAAGGUGCGUACAGUCCAUUGGCGCGCUCUCUUAUGAUCAAUCAAACCAAGGAGCAGCAAUCCAUGGAAAGGCGCCUAGAGCUGCUGCAUAUGGCCAAGAGAUUUAUUAGCACUCCGUUGAAUCGGAAGAGUAACACAACUUUGGAUGCUAAUACAACGAUAUUUUCACCAGUGUUAAAGAAUUCAGCCAAAGGACAAUUGGCUCCGGCAGCUACUGUGGCUACUCGCAGUGACACCAAGUCUCCUUGGCGUGUGCAGGGUGAGACAUCUUUGCCUAAUACCUUUGCGUUCGGUCUUAACACAUCCCAGUUGCCUUCCUACUCAAGUGACUUUAUACGCCAUCGUCAUGUCUAUUUACCCGAUGAGCCCGUUUGCUCAUUCUCCGGUUCUAUUGAGCAAAACACUAGCUCCUUUGGCAAUGAUUCGAAUGGCGAAAAUGUUCCACCAGCGGUAGUGGUAACUAAAGCAUCCAGUGACGCGCAGUCGGUGAAGACAAUCAAGCCAAUUAACGAUCAAGGGAAUGAAAAUGUAGAGAAUCUUGUGCAAUUACCAAAUCCGCGAAAAACGUUGCAGCAUCGUAGUCCUCUGAAGGACAUCAAUAUCUUGGAAGUAGUUGUACUGCCACCGUGGAAGAAAAAUGGGCAAUUUAGCAAGACGCCCACAAGAGAGCUCGUGCAUCAAUUUCAGGAGCAGGAACUUAACAGUAACAGUCCAAGGUAUCUGAGCACAAAUAACAAGCAGCCGCAACAGCAGCAGCAGCCUUGCAAUCUGUUUGGAUUCGAGGAUUUUCUUAGCGAGGAGGACGAAGAACAACUCAGUGUCCAUGAGCCCAGCCAACAUGUGACGCUACACGAAAGGCUGCACCGCCUAAAGAAGCUGCGACCUGCACAGCAGGAACUGCCGCAGGUAUCGCAAGUACCUAUUCGGCAUGCCCACGACGCUCUUAAAGCGCGAGAACCUCGGCAGCAUAACAUCAAGGAAAUGUUCUGUUCGACAAUGAUAGACAAGCCAGCGAUGAACGAAUCGGUAGCGUUAUUUAGCGAUUUCGAACCAGAGACAACCUUCGAUGAAAAGAAACCACGUCGCACCUACAUAUCAGAGAAACCGAAACGGAAGCGGAAGCAGCGUGUGCAUGUUCUCUUCAUGGACACAGAUUCGUCGGAGAAUGAAGACGAUCACGGUUCAAAAAACAAUAGUGACCAAUCGCCGAAACAGGCAGUGCAUCCGCAUAAGCGAACGCGUAGGGAUGCGGAACAUGAUGCCAAAUUGAAGCAGUUCAUUACGAGCUUCAAUCAAGAGUGUGAAGAGGUGGAAAAUUUUCCACUGAUCAUCGAAUAGAUGGGAUUUAAACGCAGGCGUUAAUUCAUUUGUUGUCUCUUAACAUAUUUUUUUAUAUACUCCAGUGCACAUAAACAUUAACUUUAAUUGAUUAUGCAUUUCAAAUUUGUUUCACUAAGCUUAGAAAUGUAGUUUAAAUAUAUGAUAUAAGUGGAUUGGAUGC